Messenger RNA from Diceros bicornis minor, 2947 nucleotides. It is a transcript of the gene C2CD4C, whose product is annotated as C2 calcium dependent domain containing 4C. The record is from RefSeq and is a predicted model, not a curated record. NCBI's taxonomy places the organism in Eukaryota, Metazoa, Chordata, Mammalia, Perissodactyla, Rhinocerotidae. The coding region runs from base 84 to 1301 and encodes 405 amino acids. The transcript is spliced from 2 exons.
GUCCGCCGGACAGCAUCCAGCCUCCGGCCGCCCCAACCCGGGCAGACCCUGCAGACCCCUCCUGGCCUCCGCCCGCCGCCCCCAUGAAGAAAACCAACAUGUGGUUCCUGGAGCGGCUCCGGGGGUCCGGGGAGAACGGCCCCGCGGGCGCCGAGGGGGGCGACAAGGCCUCCAGGGGGCCCCUGUACAGCAACGUGCUCACGCCGGACAAGAUCCCGGACUUCUUCAUCCCCCCCAAGCUGCCCGCCGGCCCCGCGGAGCCCGAGGCGCAGGCCGAGCCGGGCGCCGCGCCGUCGGAGCAGACCCCGGCCCCGGCCGCGCCCCGCCGCGCCCCCCGGAGCCCCCGGCUGCCCGCCAAGCUGGCAGCCGAGAGCAAGAGCCUGCUGAAGGCGGCCACGCGGCACGUGAUCCAGGUCGAGAGCGCCGAGGACUGGCCGGCGGAGGAGGCCGCCGACGCCGCCCCCCAGGCGCAGGGCGCCAUGGCGCUGCCCUCGGUGCCCAAGGCGCAGACGGCCUACGGCUUCGCCACGCUGGCCGAGAGCCCGCACACGCGGCGCAAGGAGUCCCUGUUCCACAGCGAGCACGGGGCCCUGGCCCAGGUGGGCUCCCCGCGCGCCGGGCGCCGGCCGGGGGGCGACGGGGCCCUCGGGAGCCCCAGCCGCUGCGUCAGCGGCGGGGAGAGCGACACGGGGUCCUCGGCCGAGUCCUCCCCCUUCGGGUCGCCCCUGCUCUCGCGCUCCGUGUCGCUGCUCAAAGGCUUCGCCCAGGACAGCCAGGCCAAGGUGAGCCAGCUCAAGCACUCGGUGGGCCGGCACGGCUCCCUCUCCGCCGACGACAGCACGCCGGACACCAGCCCCGGCGCGCGGCGCCGCCUGACCCGCAGGGCCGCCCCCGAGCCCGGCGCCGAGCCCGGCGCGCCCCGCGCGGAGCACGCGGUGAGGAUGGGCCUGCGGGGCAGCGUGCGGCUGCUGGCCGAGUACGAGGCGGCCCAGGCCCGCCUGCGGGUGCGCCUGCUGGCCGCCGAGGGCCUCUACGACCGGCUCUGCGACGCGCGCAGCAUCAACUGCUGCGUGGGCCUCUGCCUCGUGCCCGGGAAGCUGCAGAAGCAACGCAGCACCGUCAUCAAGAACAGCCGCCACCCGGUGUUCAACGAAGACUUCUUCUUCGACGGCCUGGGCCCCGCCAGCGUGCGCAAGCUGGCUCUCAGGAUCAAGGUGGUCAACAAAGGCGGCAGCCUCAAGCGAGACACCCUGCUGGGGGAGAAGGAGCUGCCCCUGACCGCGCUGCUCCCCUUCUUGUGAAAGCCCCCUGCCCCCUCCUCCCCGCCUCCGUCCCCACCGAGGCCUGACCGGGAGCCGGGUGUAGACUCGGCGGCGGUCCUGAUGCUGCAGCCAUGCUGGGCUGUCCUCGGUUGCCCACGGUGACCGGGAUGCUGCCUUUCAUGGAUUCACUUUUUCCGGAGGAGGAAGAGAGGGGCUACUUUGCAGGGCCGAGUGUCCCCCUGCGCCCGAGUCCUUCGCCCCGGACCCCGGUUCACCCUCUCAGAGCCCUGGGACCUGAGCCAGGAGGCGGCCGUGCCACAGGCCUGGAGGUGGCCAGCCUGAGCUGAGCCGAAUCUUCUCUGCUGCACGAGCGUCCUCCUCCCCCAGGCGGCCAGGCACCCCUCAGAGGGCAGGGCCAGGCCAGUGUCACCCCACGGGGCUGCGGGAGGCACCCCCUCCCGGGUUAGGCUGGCUCGAGGCAGCCCUCAGUCCUCCAGGCUCGGGAGGCGAGAGCCGGUCAGAGGGCGGCGGGCUCCGCGUCUGAGAGCCGCUGCUGGUGAAAGUCUCGUGGAGAAGGCGGCUCGCGAUGGGGGAAGUCCCCUAGCUCCUCUCCCGUCCCCCGAGCCACACAGCCCUGCUGUCAGCGCUUUCCUCCUGCCCCUUCUUUGCUUGAUUUUUGGGCAUGGACUUGCCUGGCCAGUCCACUGGCGCCUGCUGGGGCCCCUGCGGCCCUGCUGGGGGGUCCGGAGCCUCCCUCCCCUGGAGGGCGUUGCUCAGAAGGUGCCUAGAGAGCAGCCCCAGCCCGUGGCCCCCGCUCCUCCCCAUCCCUCCAUGCUGGGGGCCGCCGCCCCGCCACCCCCUGCGCAGCAUCCAUGGCAGCUGGAUGCCAGGGAGGGGUGCCUGGUGACUGGCGGCCGUGGCUUUUACCCCACGUGUGUAAAUAAGUCUUGGUGGGGUGGGUGGGACACAGGAGUGGGAUGGGGGACCCUGGCUGUGGCUUUUCAUGCUGCUAACUGUUGUGUCAUAUGUGGUCCGUGAAUGUCUUUUUGGCGGUUUCCCAGCUCGACGAGACAGAAACGAUACAGUUGGAAGUAGGGGCCGGGCCAGCUCUGCUCCUCCGCCUCUCCUGGCCUGCGCGUUGGGCACCGAUGGACCAGGGCAGCCCGUGGGGGACCUGGGGUGCCCGUCCCUGCUCCAACAUUGUCCCCCCUCACUCCGGGUCCCCCCCCACGGGAGGGGUGAAGGCACAGAGCCUCCAGAGCGGGGGGAGCACCUUCCCCUCUGCACGUCCCGGAGAAGCACCAGAUGUGCACCUGAGGCUGGGAAGGAGGCCUGUGGAGCGGGGUCCCUCCCCAUGACUCCCCGGUCUCCGUCCUGGGCCUGCUCCUCCGUGCUCCCUGCCCCCCUCCCCUCUGGACCUGGGCAUCACCAGGGCCAGGCCCUUGGGCCGGAGGCGGCAGAGGCCCCUGCAUGGAGUUAGAUGCUUGGAGCUCGCCCCCUCCCUUCUCUCUGACCCUGACCGCUCCCGUCCCCGCUCUCCCUCGGGGGGGGGGCCCUCAUUUUAUAGCCCCCGCAGUGUUUGAUAUCUUUGUGUUCUGAGUUGACUGGGUAAACCUUUAAGAUGCCCUCCCCCAACGUGUUUGUUUAUAAAUGCUGUUUUUAGUGCAAUAAAGGUGUUUCGAGAA